CACGUAGAAAAGAACAUGUCUACGCAUUUCGGGUCAAAGGAUGGAAUCCUCAUUCGCAUUAUGAAGCUGGAGGACUACGAGAAUUUGAAGGUCUUUAUGGGAGGGAAUUUCUACAACGGAGAACCGCUGUGUGCAUUUUCAGGAGAAGAUGUGCAACAAUGCUGUGAGAAAGAGGACAAUGAUUACCACAUAUCGAUGAUAGAGCAGGGCACGAGUCUAUUGGCAAUCAAUGAGAACGAUGGUGGACGCAUUGUAGGAUUUGUCCUAGCCGGGUCUCAACUUUCUAGUGACCUGGAGAAACAUCGAAAGGAAGCUGAUGAAAUGGAAAAACAUUCCUGGGGACGUAUUGCCGUGUUCCUGUCCGAAGUUGAGAGGAAAGUGAAUAUCUUUGAGCGCUACGGAGUCUCCAAGCUACUCUAUUCCCACAUGACUAAUGUGGAUGCCUCCAUGCGAGGAAAGGGCCUAGGUACUCGACUUGCUGCAGCUUUGAUGGAGUUGGGCCGAUCCAAGGGGUUUCCUUUGAUGGCAGCCUACUGCACCAGCUUUUAUUCGGCGCGUCAAAAGGAGUCCAUGGGUAUGGAGUGUAUCUAUGAGCACGCCUAUGCGGACUACAAGGAUGCUGAGGGACAAGUGGUAUUCAACCCACCAGCACCACAUACACAUGUUCGAGUUUUGGUUAUAAGUCUAUGAGCAACUGAUCUUUCAAUCUUGUUGAAUAUUUAAAUUAGCUAUGAGUUCAGAAUGCUAUCAGAGAGCUAAUUGAAUAGACAACCGCAGCUCUGAUUCUCACUUUUCAUCAAAUCAUUGUUAUUCAGCAUAAAUUUACGUAGAGGAACGACUAUUGUGAAAUAGUACUAUGCUGACUGACUGAUUACAUCAGCUUUUUUAAAAUACUUGUAAUAAAAUGUGUACAAUUUUGGUUAACUGAUUAAAAUAGAACAGAUCUUUUAAGUAAUGCAAA
This is a messenger RNA of Drosophila innubila, 961 nucleotides long. RefSeq names its product dopamine N-acetyltransferase-like. Gene Ontology annotation, molecular function: N-acetyltransferase activity. The coding region runs from base 16 to 690 and encodes 224 amino acids. The record is from RefSeq and is a predicted model, not a curated record. The transcript has a single exon. Lineage: Eukaryota; Metazoa; Arthropoda; Insecta; Diptera; Drosophilidae.